This is a messenger RNA of Pygoscelis adeliae (Adelie penguin), 3439 nucleotides long. It is a transcript of the gene SUSD1, whose product is annotated as sushi domain containing 1. NCBI's taxonomy places the organism in Eukaryota, Metazoa, Chordata, Aves, Sphenisciformes, Spheniscidae. The record is from RefSeq and is a predicted model, not a curated record. Gene Ontology annotation, molecular function: protein binding; calcium ion binding.
AUGUACUGUGUCAAGUGUCUUUGCAGCUAUGGUUUAACUGCUUCUCUUGUGUGUGCAUAUUACUUGUAUGAUGAAGGGUCUAUAAUAGUUUUUACUGAGGGUUUUGUGUGGAUUUUUUUUCCCUCCAGAGCCCAUCUCGGUCUGAAAAGCCACAUUAUUCCAUGCUUGGAAACUUUAAGGAGUUUUCAAGGUUAUUGCAUAAUGCUGCAGGCUUGCAGCUCUGUGGUUGGAUAGAGUUUCUAGUUCUACCCUGCUAUGGUGGUACCUAGCACACACCUAGACAAUCUGUUUUCAGUUGUGAACAGAUCAGUUCCAGAUGUCUGUGCAACUUGCCACAUUCAUGCUACAUGUCAUCAAAUUGAAGGAAAAAGUGUCUGCAUCUGUAACUAUGGAUUUGUAGGCAACGGAAGAACUCAUUGUCAAGAUAAAGAUGAAUGCCAGAUUGGAGCCAGCAAGAUCUGUGGAAAUCAUACACUGUGUCAUAAUACACACGGUAGUUUUUACUGUGUUUGCCUUGAUGGAUACCGAGCCUCCAACAACAACAAGACAUUUAUUCCCAAUGAUGGCACGAACUGUACAGAUAUAGAUGAAUGUGAGGAGUCUGGGCUGUGUGGUCGCAAUGCAAGAUGCAUGAAUACUGAAGGAAGCUACAAGUGUUACUGCAGUGAUGGUUAUAAAUUAGAAAAUGGAGAGCGUUCUUUUCAACCAGAUGGGAACAUAGUUUCAUGCAAAGAAAUUGCAUGUAGUUCCCCUCCUGAAAUGAAGCGUGGCUACAUUAUGGGGAACUACAGCUUGCUACCAGGAAGUGUGGUUCAUUAUGAAUGUAAAGAAGGGUUUUACAGCAACGAAGGGAAGUUCUCAUAUUGCACUGCAAAUGAAACUUGGGAACCUGCCAUUUUAAACUGUAAAGGAGAAAAGGGUGUGGAUUGCGGGGCUCCACCUUCUGUUUUAAAUGCACAUCCAGCAUCUGUAAGAGGGACCACGUACGGAAGUGAAGUUACUUACAAUUGUGUUCAUGGUUACUUCAUUGCAAGUGGCAAUCAGACUGCAGUCUGCAAUGCCGAAGGACAGUGGGAUGGCGCUGAUUUGGUGUGCAAAGAAAUAGACUGUGGCAAACCUUUGCAGAUUCCACACACAGAAAUGAUCUGGCACAACGCUACCACUCUAUGGAGCAGAGCGUACUAUCAGUGUAAAGAAGGAUAUUAUUUUAAUGGAGACAGGAAUUUUUCAGAGUGCACAAUAGAUCAGUCAUGGGAGAAUAUUACAUACAUAUGCAAAGAGGAGGAAUUAUUCAGUAAUUUGUCUGUAUUCAAUGAAACGUGUGUGAAGUGGCAAAGGAAAACUGGAAGACUGGGAAUGCAGGAAACGUACACAUUUCACAUACUGGGCCAAAGAUGGGAUGAGAAGACGUUCUCAGAAGAUGCAGUAUUUAACAUCACUACAAGUGAAGAUAAUCCAAAGGUGUGUUUAGAUCUCAACUCUGGCAGUAACUACGUGGUGAAUAUUACUACCAUCUCUUCCACAAACAUCACUGUCUCAGUUGCAGUAGCAGUUCAAACAAAGGUAAAGGAAGCUUUCAAUAAUGUAUUAAUUUUUAAUGAUACCUGCUUGAAAUGGCGGAGAAAUAUCAGGGGAAGUGAUGUGGAAGACAGAUACUCCUUUCAUGUGCAAGGCCAGCGUUGGUAUCAGAAGGAGUUCUUUCAUGAAAUGACCUUCAACCUUACCACACACAAGCAGGCUCCAGAAGUUUGUUUUGAUUUGCAGCCAGGCACCAAUUACUCUGUUAAUAUUUCCAUGGUAGCUUUGAAUUUUUCACUUCUCGUUUCCAUGACAACACAAAUCACAGAUCCCCCUUUCCCAGAUGUAGAAUUUGUUGCAGUAAAAGCUUCUGCACCCUUGCUCAGACUUCGGAAAGCAGAAGAUCGAAAUGGACCGAUCAGUCUUUAUCAAGUGAUUGUGCUUCCGCUGGGUUUGCAAAGCACUUUUAUUUGUGACUCCUUUGCUGCUGCAGCUUUCUUUAGUAACACCACUGAUGUUAAAGGAUAUGUGGCAGCUGAAUUUCGGGCGAAGGAUGUUGCUGAUAAUAUGUCAAUUGCUCUUGGAGACAGACAUUACUACGGAAAGUUUUAUAAUGCUCCUUUAAAGCUGGGAGAAGAGUAUUGUGUUUUUUUGAGAAUAAUAAGUGAGUGGAAUAAGGUGAGAACACAGUCCUGUGCUGUUUGGGCACAAAUUAAAAAUUUAUCACCCACUCUGCAAUAUAUGACUGCUGUUGGAUUUGGGUCAGUUGCUGCUGUCUGCCUUAUACUGUUCCUGUCGUUCUCAGCAGCACGCUCUUAUCUCCACAACACAGUGCACUCCACGCCUGCUGCUUUAGCCUGCGAGGCUGUACAUUUAUCUGCUACAAUGGACAUGGCACAAACAGGGAUUACAUCAUCAUUCCUAGAGACUGAAAACAUCUCUCUUCUCUGAUGUGUUAUCCCCUGAAGUCAGCAUAGAGAAAAUGCCAAAGCCAGCAUCUGUUGGGUAUGGACGUAUCUGCACAGCACAUAUGUACUAUAGCAUGGGCAGUUGAAAUGUGUUUGUUAUUGAAAGUGAGAUGUUUAUUGUCUCCCCUUGUUUCCAGAUGGUGUGGUAUGUAAAGGAGAACCUUCCCCCACAAACAGGUUUGUGUCAGAGACAUUAGCAUGCGUCCUGUGUGUUGGCCAUAGGCUUUCAGCUAUUCCAGCCACAUGAACGCCUGAUAAUGAGUGUCUGUAUUGGACUUUUAUUACAUGAAUAAUCCCCUGAUACAGUUGAGACUGUCUGAGGAUCAGCUGCUGCUUUAAAUACCCUAGGACACAUAAACUGGCCCAUUACGAGAGAAAAUACAGAUCAACCCUUAUAUCAGAUAAAGUGCCUGUUGUAUUUCCAAGUAUAAAGCUAGAAGACUUAUAUCAGUCACUUACGGGUAGCGGUACUUAAAUAGAAAGUACAGAGUUGUUAGCCAUGAAAUUGUCACACUUAAAUAGUGUCAGCAACAGAUGUGUUCCAGAGAUAUUGCAAUCAUUGCUCAUAGCAAUUAGCAAUAAUUGCAAAUAAUAUACCAAUCUAUAAAACUGCAGUUUGCCAAAAAGCUGAGUAGCUUUAAUGGCAUGUGAAACUAAUUUAAAUGAGGAGCUACCUGUGUUAAGUGCAGUUUUGUUAAUCUCUGUUCUGUAAUUACAGCUGAGGAAAGCCAUUAAAUCAUUGUCUGGUUAAUGAGCUGGUGUGUAACAUCUGGUUAGAGUCACUUAAUAAAGUACAAUUAACCAAUUUCCUAUGGCAUACUCCCAGUUAAUAUUUUUUCCUUCUGUAAGAAAGAAUCAAGUGCCUUUGAUUUCUUCCACUCCUGUUCAGAAGUUGCUUUGAGAUGUAUUAGCAAAAUCAUUCUGUUAACUGGUGAAAUAAAGAAGCAAGAGUU